AUGCCUUCACCUGUUCAGUAUCAAAGAUACAACACUGAAAUGGUCACCGUUAAUGCCAUUGCUAACGGUCCGAAACAAGGUAGUUACGUAACGGUACCAGAAACGGUUACAAACCACCACGACGCGCACGUGGUGGGACCGAACCAGUGCUACUCCGUCGUGAUACAACCGAUCAACGCCUUGGUUUCAACCGUCUGGUCCGUCGUUCGACGAUUCGACAAUCCGCAAGGAUACAAGAACUUCGUGAAAAGCUGUAACGUGGUCGCCGGCGACGGCAUUCGCGUCGGCGCUUUACGCGAGGUUCGGCUGGUUUCUGGUCUUCCGGCGGUUUCGAGCACCGAGAGGCUUGAUAUACUUGAUGAAGAACGGCAUGUUAUCAGUUUCAGUGUUGUUGGUGGAAUUCAUAGGCUGAGGAAUUACCGGUCGGUGACGACGCUGCACGGCGACGGGAAUGGAGGGACGGUGGUUAUUGAAUCGUAUGUGGUUGAUGUACCGCAUGGGAACACGAAGGAAGAGACGUGUAGUUUUGUUGAUACGAUUGUACGAUGUAAUUUGCAGUCGUUGGCUCAGAUCGCAGAGAAACUCUGA
This is a messenger RNA of Vicia faba (fava bean), 588 nucleotides long. Lineage: Eukaryota; Viridiplantae; Streptophyta; Magnoliopsida; Fabales; Fabaceae. The record is from the annotation of a GenBank genome assembly.